AUGGCCUUAGCUGUAAUCAACACCCAUGGGAGAUCCCAAGGCUACGGAACACCAGCCGAUCCAGGGGUCCUCCGGACCCUUUGUGAAUUGGAGUGGCCAACAUUCCAAGUUAAUUGGCCAUCCGAGGGGUCUUUGGACUUGAGUCUUUUGUUUGCUGUGAGGUCUGUUGUGUACGGGGUUCCCCACCUCAAUCAAAGGGUAUACAUUGAUGUUUGGGUAGACAUCGUGUCUGACAAGGCUAGUUAUAUCAAAAAAUGCCAGCAACUAAAGGCAGGGGAGAUGUAUGCCAGAGUAGGUAGGAAGACUAUUUUGGUUGCAGCUCCUAAGCCGCAAGGGAAGUCUAUACCUCAUACGAGUAGAGAAGAAAAAAAAAGAGCUCUGAGCCAGGAGAAACCUAAGCCUAGGCUAUACCCUGUUCUUCCAGGUGACAAUGAUGACAUUGCGGAUGAGCUAUUCAAUCCCCCGCCUUAUCCAAGAGGCUCACCCCAAGAUCCAGAGCCACGGGUCCCAGAACCAGGACCUGAUGUUAGAGUCCAAAGGCCUCCUCACACUAGGGGCGGAACCCCCUACCAGCCCCCUGUGGGCCCGGAUUCCUCUGUGCCUCUUUUGCCCUUAAGGGAAGUUCUGCCACAACCAGGGGCACCCCAGGGGCCACCCCGGAUGGUUUAUGUCCCUUUCUCAACAUCUGAUUUAUAUAAUUGGAAAAAUCAGAAUCCUCCUUUCUCAGAGGAUCCACAGAAAUUAAUAUCUCUUCUUGAAACCAUUUUUCGUACACAUCAGCCCACUUGGGAUGAUUGCCAACAAAUUUUGCAAACUUUGUUUUCUUCAGAGGAAAGAGAGAGAAUACACAGGGAGGCGGCAAAAAUUAUCUUAGGGGAUGUAGAAGGGGACUCACAUACCAGAAGGAAUGAACUAGAGGAGCAACUGCCCACGAGCCCCCCCAGAUGGAAUCCGAAUAUGGAUGCAGGCAUGACGGCUUUGCGCCAUUAUCACCAGUCUCUGCUUAGGGGUCUAAGGGCUGCAGCCAAGAAGCCCACUAAUUUGGCCAAGGUGAAUGCUACCAUACAGGGAAAAGAUGAAUCUCCUGCCGCCUUCUUAGAGCGAUUGCUGGAGGCAUAUCGAAUAUAUACUCCCUUAGAACCAAAUAAUGAGAAUAACAGACGAAUGGUUAAUAUGGCCUUCGUCUCUCAGUCAGCCCCAGACAUAAGAAAGAAAUUACAGAAAUUAGAGGGCUUUGAAGGAAAGGCUAUAAUUGAACUAAUAGAAAUAGCCCAGAAAGUAUACCAGAAUCGGGAGGAUCCCAUCAGGGAACAAACUAAGCAGUUGUCCCGAAUCUUAUUAGCCACGCCUGAAAAGCAACAAAAUAAGGUAAAGAAAAGAGCUAAGAAACUGCCUCUACACCGAGACCAAUGUGCUUAUUGCAAGGAGCGCGGCCACUGGAAAUCUGAGUGCAAAAGGCGAAUAAGCCCCCAGGAACCCAUGCUAACAUUAACAGUCGAGGGGAAACCUGUUGAAUUCCUAGUAGACACGGGGGCCACAUUCUCUGUUUUAAAAAAGAGUGAUGGGGAACUCACCUCACAAAAGACUUCUAUCAUAGGGGCAACGGGAAAGCCUGAGUCCUAUCCUUGGACACGAGCCCGCAUUACCGACUUGGGAAAGGGCACUAUCAAGCACUCCUUCCUAGUCAUGCCGGAUUGCCCUUACCCCUUGCUAGGGCGAGACCUGCUCCAGAAAUUGCAAGCUACUAUCUCCUUUGGGGACGAAGGGACAAUAUUACGGUUGGGAAAACAACCCUCCCAAUCUAUAAUGGUAACCGUCCCUAUAUCGGAGGAAUACUUACUCUAUGCCUCUCAGGAAAAACCUGAAUCCCCCUCUAUUCAGAUGCAAGAGCUAUUGACACAGAUUCCUGGGGUAUGGGCAGAGCAAAACCCACCAGGGUUGGCCUCGCAUCAACCCCCGAUCAUUGUCCAGUUGUUGAGCUCUGCCUCCCCGGUACGGGUCAAGCAAUAUCCGAUACCCCAGAAGGCCAAAAUUGGCAUCGCCAAGCACAUAAAAAGACUAAGGGAGACGGGGAUUCUCAGGCCUUGCCAAUCAUCCUGGAACACUCCUCUCCUGCCUGUAAGGAAGCCUGGUACUGAGGACUAUCGCCCGGUGCAGGACCUUAGAGAGGUAAACUCCAGAAUUGAGACUGUACACCCAACUGUGCCUAACCCUUACACUCUCCUAAGUCUCUUGCCUCCAGAUAGAACGUACUACUCUGUUUUAGACCUGAAGGAUGCCUUCUUCACCCUCCCGCUGGCUCCCCAGAGCCAACUGAUUUUCGCCUUUGAAUGGACGGAUCCUGAAGGAGGAUUCUCUGGACAACUCACCUGGACGUGCUUGCCUCAAGGAUUUAAGAACUCGCCAACCCUUUUUGAUGAGGCAUUAAGCCAAGACUUACUGGGAUUCAGGGAAUCCCAGCCUCAGGUAACCCUAUUGCAAUAUGUUGAUGAUCUCCUCCUGGCAGCUGCAACCGCAGAGGAAUGCCUAGAGACCACCAAGGCCCUUCUGAGGGAACUGGAGAGGAUGGGAUACCGGGUUUCAGCCAAGAAGGCCCAGAUAUGCAUACGGAGGGCCACAUACCUGGGAUAUCAACUACAAGGAGGUAAGAGGUCCCUAUCUGCCAGUAGAAUAGAAGCCAUUCAGAAUAUACCCACUCCAACUACCAAGAAACAAGUCCGAGAAUUCCUCGGCGCUGUGGGUUAUUGCAGACUAUGGAUUCUAGGGUUUGCAGAAAUAGCUAAGCCUCUCUAUACCAGCACAGGGGGAAAAAGCACAGACUUAAUUUGGACAGACCAAGAGGAGAAGGCUUUUCGGGCCCUCAAGCAGGCCCUGAUUUUGGCUCCAGCUUUAGCACUGCCAGACAUCACCAAACCCUUCCAGCUCUUUGUUGCAGAGAAGGGGGGCAUCGCGAAGGGGGUCCUCACACAGACCUUAGGCCCUUGGAAGAGGCUGACGGCUUAUCUCUCUAAGAGACUGGACCCGGUGGCAGCGGGAUGGCCCUCCUGUAUGAGGGCAAUAGCUGCCACCGCCCUGCUUGUCAAGGAGGCCCAGAAAUUAACCCUGGGCCAGGACCUCCAAAUAAUCGGAGGCCACACCACUGAGGCACUCCUGAGGACGCCCCCUGACAGAUGGAUCUCAAAUGCCUGCCUCACUCAGUAUCAGGUACUAUUGCUAAACCCGCCCCAUGUGACUUUCUCGAAGUCCACGGCCCUGAACUCGGCCACCCUAUUGCCUGAUGCUAAUCAGGAUGGACUCCUCCAUGACUGCAUAGAAUUAUUAGAUACCCUGUCUGCUGGUCGGCCGGACUUGAAGGACACUCCCUUAACUAACUCCGACUAUGAACUUUACACAGAUGGGAGCAGCUAUUUGAAGAAUGGGCAACAAUACGCCGGAGUGGCUGUAACUACAGAACAUCAGGUAAUAUGGGCUCAGGCACUACCCCAGGGCACUUCAGCCCAGAAGGCUGGACUAAUAGCCCUAACACAAGCUUUGCACUGGGCUAAAGGAAAGAGGGUAAAUAUCUACACGGACAGUAGAUAUGCCUUCGCAACUGCCUUGGUGCAUGGGGCCCUAUACCAAGAAAGGGGCCUGUUGACUUCGGCCGGUAAAGAGAUUAAGAAUAAGCAAGAAAUUUUGGCCCUUUUGUCAGCUAUAUGGCUGCCCAAGGAAAUAGCUAUUAUUCACUGUAGAGGACACAAGAAAGGGCCGGAUUCAACCCACAAGGGUAAUAAUUUAGCUGAUGAGACGGCGAGAAGGGUUGCCACGGAAGAAGUGCAACCCUUCAAGAUCUUGCCCUUGUUGCCUUGCAGAACUUUGCCUACUUCCCCCAAUUACAACAAGGAGGAACAAGAAUUAGGGGCAAAGCUACACUGUGUUAAAGGGGAAGGAGACUGGAAAAAGCUCCCCAAUGGGCACCUAUUACUCCCCAAGGCAUUAGGAAUAACCCUGGUCCAGGACCUCCACCGGAGCACUCACCUAGGAAUUUCUAAACUGAUUUCUCUAAUUAACAAACAUUUUUAUGUUCCAGACUUGAGAACUAUAGUUACCUCGGAAGUUACCCACUGCUUGCCGUGUACUCAAGUAAACCCGGGGCCCUCUGUAUCCAAGAACAUAGGGAUAAGGAAUUGGGGACAAGAACCAGGAGAACACUGGGAAUUGGAUUUCACUGAAGUGGGCUGA
Molossus molossus (Pallas's mastiff bat) is the source of this 4221-nucleotide messenger RNA. RefSeq lists its product as uncharacterized. The coding region runs from base 1 to 4221 and encodes 1406 amino acids. The transcript is spliced from 3 exons. The record is from RefSeq and is a predicted model, not a curated record. Gene Ontology annotation, biological process: proteolysis; virion assembly. Gene Ontology annotation, molecular function: zinc ion binding; RNA-DNA hybrid ribonuclease activity; aspartic-type endopeptidase activity. NCBI's taxonomy places the organism in Eukaryota, Metazoa, Chordata, Mammalia, Chiroptera, Molossidae.